AGGAUACUGAAUGUGUGCUGAAGAGAAACUGCUGCCAGACCUGCCUCCCAUCUGCCAACAAGAGAGUUUAGAGUUCCUGUACCUUGGAGGGAAUUUCAUUACUUCAAUUCCACCUGAAUUAGCAAACCUGCCAUCUCUAAGCUAUCUAGUUUUGUGUGACAACAAGAUCCAGAGCAUUCCACCUCAGUUGGCGCAGCUGCAUUCCCUGCGCUCCCUUAGCCUGCACAAUAACCUGUUGACUUACCUCCCUCGAGAGAUCCUCAACCUGGUUCACCUGGAAGAGCUGAGCUUGCGUGGGAACCCACUUGUGGUUCGGUUUGUCCGUGACCUGACCUACAAUCCCCCGAGCCUCCAAGAACUGGCUGGACGCACAAUUAAAACCCGCAAUGUUCCCUAUGCUCCCAGCGAUCUCCCAGAGAAUCUUGUCCGGUACCUGAGCUUGGCCAGCAACUGCCCCAAUCCUAAAUGUGGGGGUGUCUACUUUGACAGCUGCGUCAGACAAAUCAAGUUUGUUGACUUCUGUGGGAAGUAUCGUCUCCCGCUGAUGCACUACCUGUGUUCCCCUGAGUGCUCCUCUCCCUGCAGCUCUGCCUCCCAGAGCUCCACUUCCCAGAGCGAGUCCGACUCUGAGGAUGAAGCCAGCGUUGCUGCGCGCAGGAUGCAGAAAGUCCUCCUGGGAUAAAAAGGACUGAGUGGGAAAGACUGGAAGGAAAACAUACUAGAAAAACAAUAAUGGAAGUGCAAAGCAUGAGCCUCUGGCCUGAGGAGCUCAUGAGAAACUGUCCUCAAGUCCACAUAAGGGGAUGUAAGAACAUCUUAGCAAGGCUAGACUUGCUUGGUGCAAGGCUACUUAGGAGAACUAACUCAGUGGCGUAGUGCCUGUAGGGUGCCUGGGGUUGUAAGAAAUGUCUGCUGUCUGUGAGAUCCCUCUUGUACACAGUGGGGAGGGGGAUUUGUUCUGAUGGGCAGAUUUUAAAGGGGUUUUGAUAUAUGACACUUCACUGGACUUUAGUCAUCCUGCAGAGCAAGGGAGACUGUCCAGGGCUUAUAACACUAUGGUAAAUCAGAAACAGGUUAAUGAUGCUGUGUGGGUAUGUGUGGACCCCAAUGUUUUGUACAGUGUUUUGAUUCUUUUCUGGCUCCUUUGAUUUUUGGUUACAGAUUUUUACACCUAGCCACCAAAAAUGUUUGUUGUUGUUUGGGGAGUUUUUUUGGUCAGGAGUAGAUUUUCCCAAACUCUAGGUUUUUUUCUUUGCCUAGAGGCAUAGGGUCUUUAUGCUUUUGUACAAGUGAGUUGCCUGUUUUCUUCCUUGUUAUACCAAGCUGCUCUUAGUGUUUCCUCCUAACUUAAAUCCAUUUUUCCUCUGCCUGCCCCUUCCUAUUAAACCUGGAGUGUUGCUAUCUUUAUAUGGCCUCAAGACAACAGGCAAGUUGUUCUAUCUAGACUUGGGAUUAGUUCAGAUCUGUGGUCAUAUGUGCCUGUGCUAAGGACCAGAUGCAAUGCUCUGUAGCAUGCUUUUGACCUCUCAGCUUACUGGAGCAAAUCUGCUCUUAAAUAUGUGACUUGCAGGAAGGGUCUUAGGACUGACCUUUCCGGUUUUUAAACAACUGUGUCCCUCACUGUGGCUAGCUCUGCUAUGCUUGGUACAGUGUUACUUUCUAUCUUUAAGUUAUCUGCUUAAAGUAGGCAGCAGCUUAGUGAGUUAAAAGUACAGGAAGAAGCGCUGUGGAGAAUGUUAUUGUUUUUCUUUCUUAUUCCUAACAUGAGAGGAAAAGCUGGUAGGAGGAAUAUAAAGCACGUUUUCUGAGCAUCUUGCACAUAAGUUGGUUUUGAAGCUUUGUGCUUAUUUAUCUGUUUGCAUUUACUCUUGUUCUAGAAGCUUAGGCAGUCUGUUGAAUUGUUCAAGUCACACAUGCAGUCGUCUUAAACUAUGUUUAAAGGAAAACUGCAGAAAAUAGCCCAGAACUUAAAGUAUUAAGAAAUAGCUUUUAAAAAUUAAAACUAUGAAAUUGGCAGGUAUUUGUAAAUCUACUUAUGGCGCUGGUGUAUGUUUUGCUCAGUCAGAGCUGCCCCUUUAUUGAUAUUUCACAGCAGGCAGCCCUUUUGAUGCAGUUUGAGAUACGACAAAUCCAACUGUGCGUUUGAAUGUGUGAGCGCAGCGAAUACUUUUAGAGGUAAGAAGCUAAAUAAACUAGCACAUUUUUUUUAAUCCACUUUAGGCGGAAGGGGGAAAUAAAUACCUGGAUACCUCUUCUGCAUUAAGAAAACACAGGUAGCUAUUUGAAUAUCUUAUGGCAGCUCUGUGUUAAUGGUUCUUUUAAUUAUGUUUGACACUUUAUUAAAGCACUUUGGUAAUUUUACUCUUUGUAACUAGCUUUAGUGAUUUUUUUUUUUUAAUUGCAAUUUUUCUUUUAAUGUGACCUGAAGAACAAGGUCUGUGAAAUUCUAUAAGUGCCAGUCUGUCUUGGUGGGUAGGUUGAACUUCUUGCCUUGAAGUUCGUUGACAGUAUGGCUUAGUUCCUCGGUUUCCUUUGUAGAGAACACUUUGAAAGAAAUAAUUGAGUUGUAAAAUAGCACCCCUUCGGUUAUUAAUCAUUGCAACAUAGACUCUAAAGAGUCCCCCUGUGCACAUACACAUGCCUAAGGAACUAAAUUGCACAUGCUCUGUGCCUUUUUUUAAUGUGUGUAUUUAAAUCACAAUAAGGUAUAUGUUCAAAGCAACUGGAUGUCUCUUUAGCAGAUUCUGUGAGGUUUGCUUGGGAAGAGGAACCUAAAAACUUUGAGAGAAACCAACUGCAUGCUGUUAGUUAGACUGGGAACAGUGGCUUAUGUUUUCUCCUUCAUGUUCUCCUUCAGGUGCUUCUUGCUGUCCCGAGUGACUGUUGUCAUACCAAUGCUAGAUGACAGUAAACUGAUUGCAGAGCCACAAUUUCAGAUUUACUGCCAGUAUAAUUGUAGUGAGCAGAUGAAUGAUUUAGAGCUUGACUCUUUUGCCAGUGAAUGUGAGCCACACAAGUUGAGAUCUCAAGAUCUUUUGAGCUCAGGGCCAUGAGGUACUGUCUGCCUGUUUUCUCUUGAGGAGCAGCUUUCUCCAGUGAUGUACUUUUCACUUCAGAAAAUUAGAUUUCACAACCACUUUGCUGCCACAAAUCCUGUUUGCACAGUAGCACCUCUGGGUGAUGGGUUAAGACUAACGGCUUCCAUACUGGUGACUGGUUCUAAUUUAGCUCCUCCCUUAGCUGCAUUUUCUUUCCCAACCAAACUAGUGUCCAAUUUCUGGCCCAAUUCUACUAGGGUUAAUAGUGAUUUCUCUUCAUUGCUUUUUCUCUGUAACCAGGUCAAAACUUGGCAGCUCAUGCAGUGGAUAUCUCUAUGCAUUUCUUUGAAAUCUUUUUAGAUUUUAUCACAAAGUAUCUUAUUUCUUAAAAAAUGUGUAUAUAUUCCUGAAUACAGCUAAUUUUUUUUUUUCUUUUUGCCGGUGGGCUUUAAAGUGCAAUUCAAGUAAGUCAGGGUUUAAAACAAUCAAGGACUUGUAAGAAAUAGAAAUGGUUGUUUUUCUUGUUCUUCAGAGGUAGGUUUGAGAGGGCUUAAGAUGAGGUCUGUACUGCAGUGCUGAACAUACUGAGCCCUAAGGAGUCUUGUUUUUCAGCACUUGUUAGCCCCCAGACAGACAAAAUUUGAAAAUAUGAGGAGGAUGGUAGGAACUAGUUUCUGUUGUCCCCUUCUUCCUGCAGAGGCCCCGAGAAGUAGAUGGUGGGUUUGCCAGCGUUACAGCUCUUUUGCCAAUUUUAAAUAGUGGAUUUCCAUUCGUACAGAUGCAUCUCCAUUGGUGAAGUCUUCAGUCAGUGAGUGUUUUGGUAUCGGUCCCCUUGUUGCUACAGCAGCCCCGCGUGUCCAGCUUUUGAAAAUGUUCUUAAGUUGAGACGCAAAUGUGUGAAGCGAAGUUGCUCAUUCCAUCUUUCCCGUGGCGUCCAGGACCCUGCCUACAUUGUUCCUCUGUCCCUCCAUCUCUUUGCCAAGAAAAGCUGAUGGGGUGUUUCUGAAUGCAGGUACUUAAUGCGAAUAGUGGGAUCACAUUAAAAAGAAGCAAAAUACCAAUUUGACUGGAAGCAAUUUAUAUAGUUGCCAAUUCUUUCAUGUUUCUUUAAUAAGAGGUGAGACUUGAGGAAGGUGGUAAUGAAUAUUUAAACAUACUCUGAAGUGGCCAGAUUCAGUUUUUCAUGGGCUUCUGUCCUGGUCACUUCAAGCCUUGGAAAUCUUGUGUUGAAUUAUAAUGGGAGUAGGGGGGAGGGAGGGGAGUAGCAGCUCCUUUUUGUUACUUACUCUUUUUGGCAAUAAUGAAUGGAAGGAAUUUAAUCCAAUGAAAGUAAUGAAACUUAAUCCCUGCAAUGUCUUUGUUACCCAGUUCAAAGAACCAUUUUAAUGCAUCUUAUUCACACCAGGCAGAUGAAUUCCCUCUCCCCCUCUUUGUAGAGUCUCAAGAUACUUCAAAUAGACUUCUUCAGGAUGCACACUAAUACAGCAGUAACUCUAUCUUGGAAGCCUUUCUAUUGAUUAUUUCAUUUGCCUGCCUGACUAGAGGAUUGAUCUUUUACUGACCUGAGCAUUAAGGGUAGAAAGGGUUCUCAUCUAGUCCUCUGGGGAAUUUUAUCAUGAGCAUUUGUUUUAUGAAGUCUUAGAGUGCCUUAUGUUUUUAAAAGUAUAUUUUGCUGGAAAUGUAUAAAUAUAGAAUAUCUGUAACAGUAUUUCUUAAUGAGCUGUAAAACAAAUUGUAACACUAAACCAAAAAUGUUAUUUCUACAAUUGUCUCUGUCUGUUAUUUGACAACAUCUCUAGUCUUGUUUUGCUGCAGGCAGAACACUUGCAGAAUUGUGAACAUUAAAAAUG
Struthio camelus australis is the source of this 4888-nucleotide messenger RNA. The record is from RefSeq and is a predicted model, not a curated record. NCBI's taxonomy places the organism in Eukaryota, Metazoa, Chordata, Aves, Struthioniformes, Struthionidae.